Molecule: messenger RNA, 3141 nt
Organism: Mucor mucedo
Lineage: Eukaryota; Fungi; Mucoromycota; Mucoromycetes; Mucorales; Mucoraceae
Exons: 9
Coding region: 40-2916 (958 amino acids)
Molecular function (GO): protein binding
Source: RefSeq, a predicted model, not a curated record
CUUUUUUCCCCUCCCUUUUAACUAAUUUUUUUUUUUUAAAUGGUGACAAACAAAGCACUUGUGAUUGCAAAGGAUAUUGAUAUCGCUCGAUGUAAAGGCAAUUGGCAAGCUUUACCUGAACUUGCUAGAAGAUAUAAAAAGCAUAAUCCCCCUGGCAUCGUGCUGGAGCAAUCCAUUCUAGCAGAAGUGGCACUCAAUCAAAUCCUGGUUUCUCAUCGACUCGAGCCUAAACACGCCUUCCUCAGGGAUUCGCCUCACCACGUCACUUUGCCAAAACGUCUGGAUCUCGCACUUAUGAAACAGGUACAGCAUCAAUUGGCCAUUGCUUUGGGGGAUAAGGAUACAUCGUCCGAUACGGUUCAAAUGAAGCAAAUUGCAAGAGUCAUUUUGGCUCAAACUUGGUUUGAAUGUGGAGAAUAUAGAAAUACACUAGAUACUUUACAAGAGGUCGAAUUAAACACGAAUUACAGCUUUAUUGUUCAAAUACAAGCAUUGGCCAUGAAAGCCAUGUCGUUCGAGUUAUUAGAGAUGAAGGAUAAAGCGUUGGAUGCAUAUGCAGAUAUGGUCUCGUUCAUCAAUAGUCCAUUGGAUCGUAACUUGAUGAACGAGCGUCUAUUGGUAGAAUGGGCUGAGGAUGGGCUUUAUAGAGGAACUCUUUAUGCAUUAAAUGAAGGUCAUCUCACUACAUCGCAUACCAUGGAUUUAAUUAGAGCGUAUCAAAAGACAUGUAGUUCUCAAUUGAACAAUUGGCGUGUUUAUAAACGUUUGGUUGUCACACGGAAUUCUUUAACCUUUUUAUCGAGUAUUUACAGAGGAGGGGAUUACUUGCCACCAGUGGAUUAUCGCUUGACCGAAGAAGGAAAGCAAAUGAGCGAAGCUGAUUUCCCAGAAGCAUGUCAAGCAUAUCAUCAUCAGUUAUUCAGUAUCGAGAUUAUGCAGUUACAUACAGUCUAUGAAAAAUUAGUGUAUUCUAUUGCUCAUUUUCCAAAAUCAGGACAAAUGAACGCAUUGGUUCUUGAUUUUGUAGACCAAUUGGCAGCUGAUUUUGCUUUGGUAGGAGGUACCGAGACCGAGAAACGUGGCUAUGUGGAAGCCUUGAAUAGAGCUUCGUUAAGGACGUUCAAUUCUCCUUGUGUGACACGACAUUUAUUUCAUGCAUUGGUGAAUUUAGGUGAUUAUGAAGAAGCAGAACAUGCAUUACGUAUCUACCUUUAUUUGAUCGGUCUCGAAUCUCCCGCUUUGUUGGAUUCGAGAAUAGCUCCUUUAGCCUCCGAUGUCUUUGGAGCUCCCUUAGUGCCGGAUGAAAUUGAAGAAUUAGCAGUAGCCGAAGCAAGUGUCAAAAUAGAUGACCCGCAACAACGUGAGGAAAUUGUGGCGGACAAGAUCAAUGUUUUAUCGGUUGCUGUGCAAAUGUAUUGUAACGAGCUGGGAAGAGGUGUAGAUGCAGUAACGGUGGCCGAGUUGGCUUAUGGUGUGUAUAAGCUUGAUCAUGGGGCGGUUUUGGGAGCUCAAGUGCAGCGUAUCUUGGGUAUCGCUUACGGGUUUUUGGCUAGUCAAACGUUCGAUCCAAAGCGUCGACCUUUGUUGCAUGAAAAAGCACUCGCUGCGUUACGUCAAUCGCUCGAAUUGGAUGAUAGUCGAUGGGAAACUCACUAUCAGUUAGCACUUCAAUUAGCGGAAAUGAGAGAUAUUUCAAAUGCUAUCCCGAUGGUCUCAAAAUCAUUACAAAUGAACUCGAAUCAUUUACCUUCAUGGCAUCUGUUGGCAUUAUUAUGUACCUGUCCUGUUAAAGAAAGUGAUAGUCAAGCACUCAAAACAUGCGAAUUAGCACUGAACGAAAGUCAGUUAUACGAAAACUGGGUAGAUUACAGCGAAGAUAUUGCACAACAUGUACUUUUACAAAUGACCCAAACGUUACUGGUGGAACGUGUACAUGGUGCAGAGGAGGCGUUGGUAGCACAAUCUUCGCUGUUCCAAACAUUUGGUAAGAUUGUUGUGCCCGAGUUAAUUCCGGAUGUGAGCUCCAAUAUGUUGCAUGAGUCGAUAUCACAAGGGAAUGCAAGGUAUGGUAUGGUCUUGUCCGGUUCUCUGGGUCAUAUCGAACCCUCGUAUUCUUCUUCCUCUACAGAGAAACAACAAGGGACACGCGGAAGAAGUGCGAGUAAUGCAAGUACAUUUACUACACGAUCGGCAUCUUCCUUUACAGGACGUAAACUUCAUUUGGCCGAUAUGUUUAAUCCAGAAACAUCCAGUGUUAAAUCAGUCAACAAGAACAAAUAUUUGGAUCCUAAAGGUCUCAUGCGUUUAAAAAACACAGAAGAACUUGGUACAACAACAACGGGAUCUCUAACUUCGCUUCAUAGUACAACAUCAAGCACACAAACUUUAUUGGCCAAUAUGUCAUCCUUAACACGCCCAACAACGCUAGCAAAGUUACAACACCAGCGAUCGUGCAAAAUGUUAUGUGAUUUAUGGCUAUUGUCAGCCGAGGGAUUUUUAAAGCAAGGUAAAUUAGAAGAGGCAUCAAAGGCCGUGAGUGAAGGAGAGAAUGUGGACUGGAGCACACACGCGGGAGUAUGGUGUUUAUUAGGACGCAUCCGGAUCGCACAAAAGCAGCCUCAAAAAGCAAUUGCAGCGUUUGAGAAGGGACUUGUGACAAAACCAAAUGAUGUGGAGUGUCGUGUUUGGCUUGCCAAGACAUACAUGGAUUUAAAGCAUUUGGAUAUUGCACAAGGUAUUUUGGAAUCUGUGACUCAAGGCAAUGGAUGGGAUAAUCCAUCGGCAUGGUUUUAUCUUGGCGAAAUUUAUAGACAAACAGAACGUCCGGGUAGGACGAAGGAGUGCUUCUUUUAUGCUUUGGAAUUGGAAAGUACUAGACCUAUACAACCAUUUACUAUUUUGCCCCGAUUUGUGUAGAGAAGGGGUAAAUUACUCAUCUAUUAUUUAUUUAUUAUUAUUAAAAAAAAAGCACACAAAAAAAUAAGAGAGAGAGAGAUGGUUGGUGUAACGAAAAGAUUAGAAAAAUAGAAAGACCAUGAAAAAACGAUCUGUUUUUGGUUUUUAAAAGUGCCGUUUGUAAGACAUUAACAAAGCGCUUCGUCAUGAAAAUAUAGGUAACACACUGGAGAUUGUAAACUUGGU